Vanessa atalanta (red admiral) is the source of this 1650-nucleotide messenger RNA. Its product is annotated as myrosinase 1-like. The record is from RefSeq and is a predicted model, not a curated record. Lineage: Eukaryota; Metazoa; Arthropoda; Insecta; Lepidoptera; Nymphalidae. The transcript is spliced from 9 exons. Gene Ontology annotation, molecular function: beta-glucosidase activity. Bases 82 to 1614 code for a protein of 510 amino acids. Gene Ontology annotation, biological process: carbohydrate metabolic process.
CUUGUGUCGCUAACAUUAUCAUUUAAUUAUUAUCUUUAUCGCCUGUUUCUUCAUUCAAAGUUUUAUUAUUGACGUGAUAUAAUGUAUACAGUGAUUUUAGUUUUAAUCACUGUUUCAGGAAUCCAUGGCUGGACGGACACGAAAGUGAGAAGAUUUCGUGAUGACUUCUUAUUCGGUGUCGCGACAUCUGCGUAUCAGGUGGAGGGGGCCUGGGAUGUUGAUGACAAAGGCGAAAAUAUUUGGGACAGGUUCCUGCACGAGCACCCUGGUGUGAUCGCUGAUGGUAGGAACGGAGAUGUUGCCUGUGACUCCUACUACAACUACCAAAGGGACGUGGAGAUGCUCAGAGAACUUGGGGUUGAUCAUUACAGAUUUUCUAUAUCUUGGAGCAGAAUACUUCCCACUGGUUUCUCCAACGAAAUUAAUGAAAAAGGUAUCGAAUAUUACGACAGUUUGAUAGACGAACUCAUCAAAUACAAUAUAGAACCAAUGGUCACGUUAUUCCACUUCGAUUUGCCGCAAAACCUCCAAGAUUUGGGAGGCUGGGCCAACCCUCUCUCCGUGGAAUGGUUCGAAGAUUACGCUAAGAUUGUUUUCGAAAAGUUUGGCCACAAGGUCAAAUAUUGGAUAACAAUGAACCAACCCAACUCGAUAUGCGUGGACGGAUAUGGAGGGAUUGAAUUUGCUCCAGCGGUUGGGUCCAGUGGUGUUGCAGAUUAUUUGUGCAUUAAGAAUGUUUUACUGGCGCACGCGAAAGCGUAUCGAUUGUACCAAACGGAAUAUAAAACCAAAUACAAAGGUUCCGUGGGCAUAUCUUUAUCUUUGAACUGGGCUGACUCAGUCGAUAAUAAAACUGAAAAUGUGGAAUCCACUGAUUUGUUCAGAGAGUUUUCGAUCGGCUUGUACAUGAAUCCGAUAUGGUCGAAAGAAGGGGAUUUCCCGGCUGUAGUCAAAAAGCGAGUCUUGCAAAAAAGUAUUGAACAGGGUUACCGUAAGUCUAGGCUGCCGGAAUUAAACUCAGAAGAGAUAAAGCUUUUGAAAGGGUCAGCAGACUUCUUAGGAGCAAACCAUUACACAACGUAUUUUGUAAAGAAAGCAGAGAAGCGUCUUCCAUCUCCCUCUAUCGAUGACGACAUCGGUGUCGAGCUCAGUCAACCAUCGGAUUGGAAAACUUCGCAAUCGAGUUGGUUAAGGAGCGCACCCUAUGGACUAUACAAGAUGAGUCUACACAUAAACAAAGUGUACGAUUACCCACCCGUGUUCAUCACGGAACACGGCUGGUCCACGACGAAGGGUCUGAAGGAUUCAUCCAGAGUUAAAAACUUGAGGAACUAUUUCAAUGCCCUCCUCUUAGCCAUUGAAGACGGUACUGACGUGAAGGGUUACACGGCGUGGAGUCUGAUGGACAAUGUCGAAUGGACCGCUGGUACCAGCGAACGUUUCGGAUUGUAUGAAGUGAACUUCGAAUCUAAAGAGAAAACGAGAAAAGCAAGACUGUCAGCACUAGUUUAUAAAAGACUUAUAGAACAACGAAUUGUGGAAGAAGACUGGAAACCAGAUAAUCUGAAUAUUUCUAUAACGAACAGGAAAAAAUAUGCAAAAGUAGAAUUAUAACAUGUUUUAAAUAAAUAAAAAUUAUAUUAUAUUAAA